GUAACUCUGUCUCUGUCUCUGACAGUUUGACUCUCAGCGGCCACCGUCGUGCAAAUAAACAUGGCGUCCGACGAUGAGAGUAAUGAAGAUUUUGUCACUUAUGGAACUCCUCUGGAGCCUCUAGAAGAAGACGAGCCCAUCAGAAAGCCGAUUCCUGUGCAAGAGCAGACGGUUAAGGAUGAGAAAGGACGCUACAAAAGGUUUCACGGAGCCUUCACCGGUGGCUUCUCUGCUGGCUACUUCAACACGGUCGGCACCAAAGAAGGUUGGACGCCGUCUGUGUUUGUGUCCUCACGAAAUCAGAAGGCAGAGAAGCACAAUGCCAGACCAGAGGACUUCAUGGAUGAGGAAGAUUUUGGCGAGCACGGCAUCGCGCCCCAACAGAUCACCACCACCGAUGAUUUUGUCUCCGCAAGGUCCGAUCAGAUCAGGGACAAAGCCCGAGCCAUUAGCUCCCUCACUGCUCCCAUUCCUGGAGACACUCUGCUGGAGGAGCUGAUCGCACCUGCACGGUCAUCUAUAGGAGUGGAGCUGCUUCGGAAGAUGGGAUGGAAAGACGGCCAGGGGGUCGGACCCAGAAUGAAAAGGAGACAACGCAAACAGGACCACGAUGUUAAACUCUAUGGAUGUCCUUUGCCUCCCAGUGGAUUCGAGGAACCAGAGGACGAUGAUGAAUUUGCUCCCGAAAACGUCACUUUUGCCCCUAAAGACGUGACCCCGGUGGAUUUCACCCCCAAAGACGACGUUCAUGGACUCGGCUAUCGAGGCCUCAACCCCCUGCAGGCCCUGAUGGGCGGUUCAGGGGCAUCACAUAUCAACCUCUUCACGCUGGACUCUGAUAGGACAGGUCUGUUUGGUAACAGGAAGGCGGCAGGGCAACAUCGUAAGGGUGGGAUUUCAGGGCAGGCAUUUGGUGUAGGAGCAAUGGAGGAGGAGGAUGACGAUAUCUACCACAAAGACGCCAUGUCAAACUACGAUGAUGUUCUGGGUGGGGAGGAGCCGGGGGAUGGACUUUAUGGAUGGACAGCACCUCAGCAAUACAAACAAAAGAAGAAAGAUUCAAGCAGAGAUGCUGAGUAUGUGGGGAAAAUCCUGGCAGGUUUCACGUUAGGUUCACUACCUGCAGAAACAAAAAUCGUAUUUCCUCCACCCGUUCUGCCACGUAAUUAUCGGCCAGUGCAUUAUUUCCGCCCGGUGGUGGACACAUCGUCUGUCAGCCCCCUGGUAGCCCAGGUGCUGCAGGCGUCACGUGGACAGCUAUCCCAGAAUGCACCGCAGCAGAGCCGGCACACCCUGGACUCCACCCAGAGGAGAGAGAUGCUGGGAGAGACCAGUUUACAGGGUCCCCAGUCUGUGUUUGAGCUCCUGGACAAUAAGAGCAGAGAGAGGUUAAAUGAGAUCCGUAAAGCUACAGAAGAGAAAAGAGCAACUUUACAGAAUCGUUUCCAGUCCAGCACCAGUCCAUCUGGUAUUCGCACCCAGCUCCUGGAUUCUAAACCUCAGACAGAUGUGCAGCUCCAGCCUCGGGCUUCAGACACGGCACAGCAGGCUCUCAGUGUCUGGUCGAGUCCAACAGCCCAAACCAGCCAGACCUUUAAACCGUUUGAAAAAAAUUCAUCAAAGCAAGCACGCUAUGAUCGCUACAUCAGCUACCUGAAACAGGGGGACAAAGAUGCUCUGGAGUUAAGUCUGGACCCUACGAUGACUGAGUGGGAGCGAAGCCGAGAGCGAGAUGAGUUCAUGCGCGCUGCUGUGCUCUAUAAGCCGAGUAACUCCUCGCUCUCCUCCCGCUUCACACGCGCCAAAACUGAGGAUGACACUGACAGCGUGGAGGUUACACGAGAUCAGGAGGGCGACAUGAAUGACAAGCAGGCAGCAGUGAAGAUGAAGAUGUUUGGUAAACUCACUAGAGAUACGAUGGAAUGGCAUCCCGAAAAACUACUGUGCAAGAGGUUUAAUGUUCCAGACCCUUACCCAGGCUCGAGCAUCGUGGGUCUCCCCAAAGUGAAGCGUGACAAGUUCUCCAUAUUUAACUUUCUGUCUGUAAUGGAUGACAAACAGAGCUCUCAAGCCACAAGCUCAUCCAGCUCAGGGAGUUCUGCUGCUCUCUCUCUCGGUUCUUCCACAGCAGUCUUGGGCAAACGCUCAAGAUGGGAUGUAGCUGAUCGCGGGUCGAAGGUUAAAGAGCAGCAGGCUGAGCAACAGCAAGAACUCAAGACUACUGUUACGACAUCUGCAGCACCUACUGCUGAGUCUGAAGUAUCCGAGCCUGACUCUGAACAGAAAGCGAAGAAGGAUGAGGAAGAGGAGGAGACAGAGGAGGAAGAGGUCAGACCUCCGAUGGAUCUGUUCAAAGCUAUCUUCGCCAGCUCAUCUGAUGAGAAGAGUUCAUCUUCAUCUGAGGAAGACAGCGAUGAAGAGGAGAAGCAGGAGACUAAGCCACAGACGUCUGUCAGCACACCUGGGAUGUCUGUUGCACCUCUGCCUGCUGUAGCUCAGGCUCCUUCCACAUCGAGUUUGAGUAAUGUAACCGAGUCAGAAUCUCGAAUUGGCGAUAAAGGAGAGCAAAAAGAUGCUUCUGCUGCUUCUUCUGUUCAGACAGCAGAUCUUGACAGUGAGGAGUUUGGACCCAGAUUACCACCACCUGGGCAAGUGUUCCCCUCAUCCUCAUCACCACCACAGGAAGAAAAACUAAAGAAACAAAACAAAGAGAGACACAAAUCCAAAAAGGAACACAAACACCAUAAAGAGAAGAAGCAUAAGAAGAAGAGUAAGAAGCACAAGCACAAAGGGAAAAAGAAGAAGAGAAAGGCAGAGGAGACCGACAGCAGCUCCGAUGACUACGACUCUGACGAUAGUGAUGUCAUUAAGCCAGCAUUGGUGUCCAACAAGGAGCUGCUCCAGAGGUUGAAAAACCUUCGAGGGAAGAAGUGAAUGUAUGACGUUGAAGUGGAUGAACUGUCCUCCAUGAGGAUUCGGCUUUACCACAUAUAGGAGCUGAAGUUUUUGUGGAUCCGUGUUUUGCAAAAUUAAUGAUGUUUUUGUAGACUAGACUAAAAUAAAGUUACUUUGAAUCUG
Molecule: messenger RNA, 3078 nt
Organism: Silurus meridionalis
Lineage: Eukaryota; Metazoa; Chordata; Actinopteri; Siluriformes; Siluridae
Gene: gpatch1
Product: G patch domain containing 1
Exons: 19
Coding region: 61-2934 (957 amino acids)
Biological process (GO): mRNA processing
Cellular component (GO): nucleus
Molecular function (GO): RNA binding
Source: RefSeq, a predicted model, not a curated record